This is a messenger RNA of Zea mays, 1675 nucleotides long. Its product is annotated as polygalacturonase ADPG1. Gene Ontology annotation, biological process: carbohydrate metabolic process. Gene Ontology annotation, molecular function: polygalacturonase activity. The record is from RefSeq and is a predicted model, not a curated record. NCBI's taxonomy places the organism in Eukaryota, Viridiplantae, Streptophyta, Magnoliopsida, Poales, Poaceae. The coding region runs from base 176 to 1501 and encodes 441 amino acids. The transcript has 3 exons.
ACCAUCACCAGGUCAGCAUCCAAUCCAAGCAUCCAGCAACCAGCACCAACCUGAGCAGCUUGCAACAAGAGCUGCAGUAUAUCUAUAAAUUCUGUUCUGAUCUUGUUCGCUAGCUUGACUGUUCGAGCCCGGGUUGCAAAUAACAACCUGCACUGCAGCGUGAUUAGCUCUGCCAAUGGCAUCGUCCAGCGGGAUGAAGCUUGUGUACAUGGCGCCUCUCCUCCCGUUGCUCUUCAUGUCCGGCGUUCUUGAGGCUGCAGGAGCGGGCAGCUCGGCUGACGGCACGAACGGCAACUUGCACGGGUCUGUCACCAGCAGACCUGCCGCCGCGCCCAGGGGAAGAUCGCUGCCGGAAUCGCAGAGCGUGUUCAGCCUCGACCGCUACGGUGCCCGUGGCGACGGGAGGAACGAUGACACGCGGGCGCUGGAGAUGGCGUGGAAGGCGGCGUGCGCCUCGCCACGGCCGGCCGUCGUGCUCGUCCCUGCCGGCAGGCGCUACCUGCUGAAGCUCCUCACCCUCCGUGGCCCGUGCAAGUCCAGUGUCACGCUCACGGUGAAGGGCACCCUGGUUGCAUCGCCAAACCGGGCGGAUUGGAGCGACAGUGACAGGAGGCACUGGAUCGUGUUCCGAAGCAUCGACGAGCUCACUGUCAACGGCGGUGGCGCCAUCGAUGGCAACGGCGAGAAAUGGUGGCCUCACUCGUGCAAGAUCAACAAGGCUCUCCCUUGCAAGGAGGCUCCGACGGCUCUGUCAUUCCACUACUGCGUCGGCCUGAAAGUGGAGGAUCUGAAAAUUAUGAACAGCCAACAGAUCCACAUGUCAGUCGAGGAUUCUGCAAAUGUGCUGCUGGCGCGGUUGUCCAUCACAGCGCCUGGCACCAGCCCUAACACUGACGGCAUCCACAUCACUCGCAGCAAAGAUGUACGCGUCACAGACUGCAAGAUCAAGACAGGGGACGACUGCAUGUCAAUCGAGAACGGGACUCACAACCUCCAUGUCUCCAAAGUUACCUGUGGUCCAGGGCAUGGGAUCAGCAUCGGAAGCCUAGGAGACGACAACUCAAGAGCAGAAGUCUCCGGCAUCACCAUAGACUCAGUGCAACUACACGGCACAACCAACGGAGCACGCAUCAAGACGUACCAGGGAGGCAGCGGAUACGCCAAGGACAUCACGUUCCAAAACAUGGUUAUGUACGACGUCAAGAACCCGAUAAUCAUCGACCAGAACUACUGCGACAGGGCUAAGCCAUGCGGAGAACAAGAGUCAGCGGUGCAGGUCAGCGGCGUCGUCUUCAAGAACAUUAGAGGGACGACCAGUACCAAGGACGCCAUCAAGAUGAACUGCAGCGAGAACGUCCCAUGCCAGGGCAUUACCUUGCAGAACAUCGACCUGGAAAUGCAGGACGGCAAGGGCAGCACGAGAAGCACAUGUAGGAAUGCGAAAUGGAGAGAAUUUGGGACCGUUCACCCGCAGCCUUGCACUGCCACAGACACAGAGUAGGGGGCAAUGGAACUCAGUCGCUUGUGCUUUGUAGCUAGUCUGUACAGAACUACAGAUGGAGUAAAGGCAUACUCAUGUAUAUUUGUUAAUUGGUUCAUUCAUUCAUGUAUAUAGACUGUAUAGUAUUUUGUAGAACGAAAUAAAGAAGAGCAACAGUUGGUAUUUCUAGGAAUG